Sipha flava (yellow sugarcane aphid) is the source of this 1318-nucleotide messenger RNA. Its product is annotated as THO complex subunit 4-like. The transcript is spliced from 5 exons. NCBI's taxonomy places the organism in Eukaryota, Metazoa, Arthropoda, Insecta, Hemiptera, Aphididae. Gene Ontology annotation, molecular function: mRNA binding. Bases 539 to 1318 code for a protein of 259 amino acids. Gene Ontology annotation, cellular component: nucleus. Gene Ontology annotation, biological process: mRNA export from nucleus. The record is from RefSeq and is a predicted model, not a curated record.
UUAUAAAUAUCAUCAUCAUAAUGAUUGUUAAGAAUUACAAUUGGUAAAAGUUUAGGAUUUUCAAUUUAAACGUUAUAUAAUUCAUAUUAAUUCAUCACUACUUUUUAAUGUUAUCAUAGUAAAAGGGUCACUCAAAAUCUUGGUGACAUUAUAGGGGAUCACGACCACAAAAAUUGAGAACCGCUGAUCUAGAUUAUUCAUAAAGAGUGAAAUCUGUACUGGAUCUCGAUGUAUCCGAUUAUAAUAUAUAAGUUAAGACAGGAUCAUUUAAUGAAUUGACAAAUAUUGAAACGCAAAACGUUUCGGAUGUUUGUUUAUUUCACUCCCACUCGUCAUUUAGUGUAUCUAUAGAGAACUUAGUGUAAUGCGAUCAUAAUACAUUUCGUUUAUUUUAUGUGUAUACCGGACAUUUUUUUGUUUAACGCUCUUCUAACGUGUUCUUGUACAUUUUCGUUUCUGAAUCUGCCAUAUCCUAUAUAUUCAAACGUCGUUAGAUCUGUUUGUAAAUCUGUGAUUUGGAAUUUUAUAUUUUUCCACAAUGGACGUGAGUUUGGACGAAUUAAUCAAAAACAAAAGAUCGUCAUCCCACGGAGGACGCCGUGGGGGUGAAAAACAAGGCGGCUCCAGAGGAUUCAGUGGUGGUAAACGCUGUGGCGGAAUAUCAAAUUUCCGAUCAAAUGGAGCUGGUGGAAGCGGUGGUGGUCUUAUGCGCAGGGGUAGAUCCAUGGCAAGGCGAUCCAAUGGAUUUACUCCUUAUUCGAAGGCCUAUGUAAAUUCAUCAUCUACCCAUGAUUUGUAUGAAGAACCUAAAAGACAGCAAAUUAGAGGUGGUCUUUCAACUACUAAUAUUCAUAAAAUUGUUAUAUCAAACUUGGACUUUGAAGUUACAUCUAUAGAUAUACAGGUGCUAUUCAAUGAGUUUGGUUCAUUGAAAACUGCAGCAGUUCACUAUGAUAGAUCUGGGAGAUCUUUGGGAACAGCUGAUGUUGUGUUUGGCAGUAAAAAUGCCGCAUUAAAAGUAAUACGUCAAUACAACAAUGUACCACUUGAUGGUCGUCCUAUGAAAAUUGAAUUUGUAACUGAUUUUUCAACUAUUGCCAACCUUGCUCCUCAUCUCAGUAGACCAACACCAUUGCCUGUACGAGGUAUUCGUGAUGGAGUAAGAGGUAAACAUGUCAAACGUGAAAGUAUCCGUGGUAACUCCAGAGGACGUGGUGGUAAAGCUGGCAGGAAUAGUGAAAAGAAAAUGCCAAACAAAAAUGAAUUAGAUGCACAAUUUGAUAGAUAUAUCAAAUUUAACAAAAGCAAGAAUAAUUGA